AAUCUUCAUGUGUUGACAGAUCUGCAUUCACUGAUAAUAGUGAACUCAAUGUUGAAUUAUUAGUUGAGAACUUGAAGAAUGUAAUAAUGAAGAAAUUGUCUGUGUUAUAUAUAACUGAGUCUUCUGUGUCUCUCUCUGUUCUCUCUGUUUCUUUCUCUGUCACUCUCUCUCAAUCUUCUACAUCUGUCUCUGUGUCUGGUUCUCUCACUUCUGCUACCUCUGUUUCCAUAACUCUUACUUCUACUACUUCUGGUUUUAUCAUCUCUGCUUUCAUUAUCAGCUCUCCCUGUUUCAAGGAGAUGUUAUGUAGACUUAAUAAACUAUAUUUCUCAUUCUUAGUUACUUCAGUGUCAGAGGUCAUUUUAAUUGAAGAUGAUAACACUGUUGAGACUACUCUCUCUCACUUUCAAGCUUCUUCUAUCACUUUCUCUUUCUUCUCUGCAGAGAAGGUUGUGUGCACAUCAGAUUAUAA
Messenger RNA from Blastomyces gilchristii SLH14081, 472 nucleotides. RefSeq lists its product as uncharacterized. The record is from RefSeq and is a predicted model, not a curated record. The annotation marks the transcript as partial. Lineage: Eukaryota; Fungi; Ascomycota; Eurotiomycetes; Onygenales; Ajellomycetaceae. The transcript has 2 exons.